Molecule: messenger RNA, 1422 nt
Organism: Darwinula stevensoni
Lineage: Eukaryota; Metazoa; Arthropoda; Ostracoda; Podocopida; Darwinulidae
Source: the annotation of a GenBank genome assembly
CGGCAGGCGACGAAGGAUGCCGGGGUCAUCGCAGGGCUCGAGGUGCUUCGGGUCGUGAACGAACCCACGGCGGCCGCCCUGGCGUACGGGUUGGACAAGAACCUGAAGGGGGAGCGGAACGUGCUGAUCUUCGACCUCGGGGGUGGGACGUUCGACGUGUCGGUCCUCGCGAUCGACGAAGGGUCUCUGUUCGAGGUGAAGUCCACGGCCGGGGACACUCACCUCGGCGGCGAGGACUUCGACAGCCGCAUGGUGAAGCAUUUCGCGGAAGAAUUCCAGAGGAAAUUCAAGAAGGACCCGAGCGGAAACCCGAGAGCGGUGAGACGACUGCGAACGGCCUGCGAACGCGCGAAGAGAACCCUGUCGAGCAGCACGGAAGCCAACAUCGAGAUCGACGCGUUGUACGACGGACUCGACUUCUACUCGAAGAUGACCCGAGCCCGAUUCGAGGAACUCUGCAUGGAUCUGUUCCGAGGGACCCUGAACCCCGUGGAGCAGGCGCUGAGAGACGCCAAGAUGGACAAAGGCGCGAUCCACGACAUCGUCCUCGUCGGCGGCUCCACCCGAAUCCCCAAGAUCCAGAAGCUCCUCCAGGACUUCUUCGGCGGCAAGACCCUGAACUGCAGCAUCAACCCCGACGAAGCCGUCGCGUACGGCGCCGCCGUCCAGGCGGCCGUCCUCACGGGCGACUCCAGUUCGAACAUACGAGACGUCCUCCUCGUGGACGUGGCACCCCUGUCCCUGGGCAUCGAGACGGCCGGCGGGGUCAUGACGAAGCUAGUCGAACGCAACACUCGGAUCCCGAACAAGACCUCUCAGUCCUUCACGACCUAUUCCGACGACCAACCCUGCGUCUGCAUUAAAGUCUACGAGGGCGAACGGGCCAUGACGAAGGACAACAACCUCCUGGGUCGUUUCGAGCUGGACGGGAUCCCGCCCGCUCCCCGCGGCGUCCCCAAGAUCGAGGUCUCCUUCAACAUCGACGCCAACGGGAUCCUCGACGUCUCGGCCAGAGACACCGGCACGGGUAAGAGCAACAAGAUCACGAUCAAGAACGACAAGGGCCGACUCACGAAAGACGAGAUCGACCGGAUGGUGAACGACGCCGAGCGCUACCGAGAAGAGGACGAGAAGCAACGCUCUCGGAUCGCGAGCCGCAACCGCCUGGAAAACUACGCCUUCACCGCGAGGCAAGCCGCCGAGUCGGCCGGCCCCAAGCUCACCGACGCGGACAGACGCGAAGUCCUGAGCAAGUGCGACGCCGUCCUCCGCUGGCUGGACAACAACCACCUCGCCGACGAGGAGGAAUACGAAGGGAAGCGGGAGGAGCUCCAGAAGGCCUGCUCCCCCAUCAUGACCAAGCUCCAUCGCCCCGAGGGAAAGGAAUCCAAGGGGGGUCCCACCGUUCAAGAAGUGGAUUGA